Messenger RNA from Vigna angularis (adzuki bean), 921 nucleotides. RefSeq names its product probable glutathione S-transferase. Gene Ontology annotation, molecular function: glutathione transferase activity. The record is from RefSeq and is a predicted model, not a curated record. Gene Ontology annotation, cellular component: cytoplasm. Gene Ontology annotation, biological process: glutathione metabolic process. NCBI's taxonomy places the organism in Eukaryota, Viridiplantae, Streptophyta, Magnoliopsida, Fabales, Fabaceae. The transcript is spliced from 2 exons. Bases 55 to 735 code for a protein of 226 amino acids.
AAGGGUGAAAAAGAUGAGAUUUGAAGCGAAGGGUUUUGAAGAUUUGGCAAAAGAAUGGGAGAAGAAGUGAAGCUGAUUGCUACCCAUGAAAGCUUCCCCUGUGCAAGGAUUGAGUGGGCAUUAAGGAUAAAGGGUGUGGAAUAUGAAUACUUGAAAGAAGAUUUGGCAAAUAAGAGUCCUUUGCUUCUUCAAUCUAACCCUGUUCAUAAGAAAGUUCCAGUCUUUCUUCACAAUGAGAAAACAAUUGCCGAAUCACUUGUGAUCCUUGAAUACAUAGAUGAGACCUGGAAGAACAACCCUCUGCUACCUCUUGAUCCUUAUCAGAGAGCACAUGCUCGCUUCUGGGCCAGGUUUAUUGAUGAGAAGUGUUUGUAUGGUGUGUGGGGAGCAGCUGUGGCUGAAGGAGAAGAGAAGGAAAAGGCUGUGGAGGGUGCAUUGGAGUCACUGAGAUUUCUUGAAAAAGAAAUUGAAGGGAAGAAGUAUUUUGGAGGAGAGAAGAUUGGUUAUCUUGAUAUAGCAGCUGGAUGGUUGUCUCAUUGGCUCAGUGUUCUUGAAGAGCUUGGAGAGAUGGAACUUCUCAAUGCACAGAGAUUCCCUUCUCUUCAUCAAUGGACUCAAAACUUCAUUCAGACUUCACCUGUCAAAGAUUGCAUUCCAUCUAGACAAAGUGUUGUUGAAUAUUUCAGCUUUGGCAUCAACUAUACUCGUUCCUUGGCAUCCAAUAAAUCUUCUUAGUUUAUAAUUCGUUCAUGUUGUUUGUAUUGGAAUUCAGUUUUUCUUUAUAUGGGGUUGCUUCUGUUAUCAUAUGUAAUUGUCUGUCAUCAAUACUUAAUAAGUUUUAUGUGCAGUGAGGUUUCAUGUAAUAAUGCAAUUGUUGGUGAUUUACUACUGAUUUCUCAAGAGAGAAUCUUUGUUUUCUUU